AAUGGGCAUUUGCAAGAGCUUACCAGCAUCUACUGAAGAUCUCCCCACAAUGGAUUCAAGUGGACAUAAACAAACAGAAAUAGUAAUCAAAGAGGAUACUUCUCCAAUUUAUGAUGAGAAUAAAAUCAUAGUCAUAUAAGCACUCUACAGAGGUCAUAAAGUUCGUAAAUCACUUAUGACAACUCUGCACUCUCCAGAGACAUCAGCACCAACUCAAGUGGAGCAAUCAAAAUUCUGCUUUGAUCCAAACUAACUAAAUACUUACGAUUAAUCUUCAAUAUUGAUGAAGAACGGAGCCAUCUAUAAAGGAGAAUGGAAGGAUGGUAAAGCAAAUGGAAAAGGUUAAUAUUAAUUCCAAGAUAGGUUGUAUCUUAUAUAUAUAUUAUUCAUAGCUAUGUCGAAGGAACUGUAAUAUUUUAAUAAUAUUUCUUAGUGGGCUUCAAAUGAACUUCAAGGGGAAGCAGUCUAUGUGAAUGGCACAGAGAAGUAUAAGGGACAAUGGCUUGACAGUAUGUUCCAUGGAAUAGGCGAGUAUGUCUAUUCUGAUGGUCGCAUUUAUUAAGGUAUCAUGUAUCAAUAUUUCUUAGGUGAAUGGAGAAAGGGAUUAUAACAUGGCAUGGGUAAAGAAAUAUACAAGGACAAAUCAACCUAUGAAGGGAAAUUCAAGGAGGGAAUGAAAUUUGGACUUGGAAUCAUCAGAUUAGCUGAUGGUUGUGUUUAUUAGGGAGAAUUUGAAAAUGAUUAAUUUCAUGGUUACGGAUCAUUUGUAAAUCUUAUUACUUAAGGUAGAUUUGGCCAGACAGAAAAAAGAUUUUCGAAGGUUAUUGGAAAAAUGGAACAAAACAUGGAAAUGGUACUAUGAAAUGGGGCGAUGGUAUGCGAUAAAUUUUGAUUAAACUUAUUUUAAGGUCGAAUCUAUACUGGUCAAUAUUUAGAAGGACUUAAACAUGGAUAUGGAGAAAUGCAAUAUAGUGAUGGUCGCUGUUAUAAGGGACAAUGGAAGAACGGGUUGUAAGAUGGAAUGGGAAUAUUUGUAGACAAGGAAGGGAAUGAAAGAAAAGGAUUCUGGAUUAAAGGAAAACUAAAGAAAUGGUUUUGA
This is a messenger RNA of Paramecium pentaurelia, 1099 nucleotides long. The record is from the annotation of a GenBank genome assembly. NCBI's taxonomy places the organism in Eukaryota, Ciliophora, Oligohymenophorea, Peniculida, Parameciidae.